Messenger RNA from Funneliformis geosporum, 387 nucleotides. The record is from the annotation of a GenBank genome assembly. NCBI's taxonomy places the organism in Eukaryota, Fungi, Glomeromycota, Glomeromycetes, Glomerales, Glomeraceae.
AUGGAGCCUAGCAAUACUAAUCGGAAGUUUCAACUUGAGAUUGUCCAACAACCUAUUCAUGCAAGGAUGAGCGGAUUUGGAGAGGAUAAGGGCAGAAGACCAAUCUCCCCAUUACCGUUUGUACGCUUACGAAUCCUUGAUGGAAGUAAACCAAUUAAUAUCGAUACGAUUGACGCUGGUCUCUUCAUCCUACAAGCUAGCUUGCACGAUUCUCAAACAGGUCUCGAUGUUACAUCGGUGAACCUCAUCGGAGAAAAAUUCGCAAAUGGCCAAAAGUUGGAAGAUACUUCAGGAAAUCUCGAUAUAUGGUUCGUUUACAAGGAUUUGAGCGUUAGGUCGGAAGGACAAUUCUUUUUUGAAUUUAAUAUGAUAUGCAUUGGCUGGUAA